AUGACAAGAGCUUUCAAAGCCAAGUCAUCACUAUAGUUCCCUGCUCAAACUCUGUUGUCUUCCAACAUGUCGGGGAAUUUUCGUCAUCCCUCGAUCAAUGAAAUUCCUGCUAAAAUACUCAUUGGCAUCUCAUUAGACCAGGAUGAUAGCAAGGAACUUCUGUCGUGGGCUAUCAAGGUUCUGGCUCGUCCCAAUGACAACAUUGUUGCUGUGCAUGUUCUUGUCAAUGAGGGAUCAAACAAGAAUCAGAAAUCUGUAAGGAAAGAACAAGCUAAGUUUAGGCAAGCUAAAGCACAGGUUAUUUCUGUGCUGGGAGAAUUUGCAAGGACCUGCCAAUCUAAGAAGUUAAAUUUGGAAGCAAAAGUAGUAUGUAGCACUAGCAUUGGAAGGGGCCUGGUUGAAGAAUCCAAGUCCAUUGCAGCUGAUUUUCUUCUUUUGUGUGGCUCAAGAAACCGAGAGAAAAGAAAAUCGGAGGUUACAAGGUACUGUUUUGACCAAGCUCCGGAAAGCUGCACAGUUGUUUCAGUAGGAAAAUGCAGGCAGCCAAUGAAGGAUGUAAAAUCAAAUUCAUUAGAUUUUGAAGAAAGUCUUCGGUGGACUUCAACUUCCACAUGGUCCAGCAACAGCAAUGACAGUGUCAGGAGCAGGGAGGCAGCCUCCGUUGUUGAUAAGCAUAAUGUCCCUAAAGGAAAAAUGGAGGAAAAGGCUUCCCCAAGAACAGUUCUGGAUGCCCUUGAUGACACCUGUAGUGUCGAGAACUCCACCAUUUCAGGGUCCCCUCUUCAGGGUCCCAAGUUCAAAGGGCAAUCCAACAGGAAAAAUCACGUGUCUCCUUGCAAAAUUAUCUCGUCAUUAUUCAGGUCACCAUUAAGGAAAAGAAAGAACAGUAACGAAGAAAAGCUACAGCCAUUGCUGAAGUGCUUCAGCUAUGAGGAGAUCUCCAACGCUACAAAUAACUUCCAUCCAGAUAAAAUAGUAGGCCGAGGAGGGUAUUCGGAGGUGUACAAAGGUGAACUUCCGGAUGGAAAGACUAUUGCAGUGAAGAGGCUGGCCAAGGACAACAAGGAUGCCAACAAGGAGAAAGAUUUUCUGACAGAAUUAGGGAUAAUUGGACAUGUUUGUCACCCCAACACUGCAACCUUGGUCGGCUGCUGCAUUGAAAAUGGACUUUAUCUUAUCUUCAGCUUCUCCCAAAAUGGAAAUUUGGCAUCUGCAUUGCAUGGUAGAACAAGAGAGUCACUUGAUUGGCCAAUUAGAUAUAAGAUUGCUGUUGGAGUUGCAAGAGGACUUCAUUACCUGCAUAAAUGCUGCAAACACAGAAUAAUACACCGCGACAUAAAGGCAUCUAAUGUCCUUCUUGGACCUGAUUACGAACCUCAGAUUACUGAUUUUGGCCUUGCAAAGUGGCUUCCCAACAAAUGGACCCACCACGCUGUGAUUCCAAUUGAAGGAACAUUCGGUUACUUAGCACCAGAAUACUUUAUGCAUGGAAUUGUGGAUGAGAAGACAGAUGUUUUUGCAUUUGGGGUUCUUCUCCUGGAGAUCAUAACAGGUCGCCGCCCUGUGGACUCAUCAAAGCAAAAUCUCCUAUUAUGGGCAAAACCUCUUAUGGAAUCUGGGAACAUUACUGAACUGGCUGAUCCAAGACUUGAAGGCAAAUUCGAUGAGGAUCAAAUGCAUAGGUCAGUGCUAACUGCUUGCUAUUGUGUGAGGCAAUCAGCAGCAUGGCGCCCAUCCAUGAGUGAGGUGUUGGAGCUUCUAACAAGUGGCAAUGACUCAAAGGCUGUAAAGAGCUGGAGAAUGCCUAAGUUUACUUCUGAUGAUUUGGAUGAUUACUCAAUGAUCUUUGGAUAUGAAGUGCCAACAGAUAUUUGCUUAGAGGAAUUUUUGUGAGUGUUGCGUCCAAUCUAUUCGUGCCCUAUUCCGUCCCAAGUAGCUUUUGAGUCUUCACUCUCAAAACAGAAUUUUUAUGAGUGCUUGAAAGACAAAACUGACUCAAAAACAAGAUAAUUAGUUAGAGCUUUUUCUUCUAUGCAACUGCUAGGACUAGACGGUAUCUCUCUGAGGGCAGAUUCUAUGAUUUACAUUUUCACUUUGUUCCAAAUGUCUUUUUGUACUGAACUUUUGGUAUGUACAAAGAAAGGGAAUGGUAUUAU
Molecule: messenger RNA, 2156 nt
Organism: Rubroshorea leprosula
Lineage: Eukaryota; Viridiplantae; Streptophyta; Magnoliopsida; Malvales; Dipterocarpaceae
Source: the annotation of a GenBank genome assembly